AUGGAUCAAAGAAUUGAUCCUGAGAGUAAUCAGGUUUCUGAAAUAUUUCUUGGAGGUGUUGAUGCAUUUAUUCAAUUUGCGUGUAAUCAAGAAGAUUACAAAGAAAGAGAAACUUUGUUGUGUCCGUGUGCUCGAUGCAAAAAUGUGAAGCAACGUGAAGCAAGAGUUGUCGCACGACAUCUAUUCUUGUACGGUUUCAAGGGAAAUUAUUAUUUUUGGACGAGUCAUGGAGAGAAAUUCAACGAUGUUGGUGAGAGUUCCGGGGCGAAUCAUUCGACGGGUGAAGAAGAAAUGUUAGAGACUCCUAUUUGGAAUGCUUAUGAAGAUCACCAGCAGAAUAUUCCAGAGGUACCCGCAGACAUUGCGCCAGCUUACAUGCCGGAAGCUAUAGAAGAGACAGACAUAGCACAACCCUAUCAUGAUAGUGUUUUUGAAGCAUUUGAAGCAGCGACUCAACCUCUCUACGAAGGAUGUGCAGAAGGAAUUUCUCAGUUGUCUCUUGCUUCGCGGAUGAUGAAAGUGAAGACAGAUUAUAAUCUACCAGAAGCUUGUGUUCGCUUGGUUUACCCUUACAGAAGAUUGUCGUAUGUGUGA
Brassica oleracea var. oleracea is the source of this 594-nucleotide messenger RNA. RefSeq lists its product as uncharacterized. The transcript has a single exon. The record is from RefSeq and is a predicted model, not a curated record. Bases 1 to 594 code for a protein of 197 amino acids. NCBI's taxonomy places the organism in Eukaryota, Viridiplantae, Streptophyta, Magnoliopsida, Brassicales, Brassicaceae.